Molecule: messenger RNA, 2227 nt
Organism: Spodoptera exigua (beet armyworm)
Lineage: Eukaryota; Metazoa; Arthropoda; Insecta; Lepidoptera; Noctuidae
Source: the annotation of a GenBank genome assembly
AAUUUUACAAUUAUCUAAUUGUUCAAUGUCGACAUGAAAGAAGCAUUCUAUGUAAGUCAGUUUGAUACAGAUCUCGGAACAAACACUGCAGAGUUCCGAGAAAUGAAUAAAUUCAAAUAAAAUUAGUGACAGAAAAAUUUACUUGCACGUCCCAGUACAUUGAAAAUGAAAAUAAUGAAUUAAAUGUAACGGAAAGUUCAUUAGUUUUAAUUAGACGGUCUAUAAAGGCUAAUACAGUAGAAAAUAAUAACAGAAAAGUUCUCAAAGAAAUGACAAUGGUGGAGAAACAAGACGUUGUAGGAAAAGGAUCUAAAAGUAAUUUUAAAGUUUCAGGAUGGGGCUACAGACAUCAGCAGUGUUUUAUACUAUUUUGUACAUUAACAGUGGCAUAUAGUAUGAGAGCAUGUAUGGGUGUGUCCCUGGUAGCUAUGACAAAAUAUGGCAAAACUACAGCCAAUGUGAGUGCUGCAUUGAAUGCAGAGGAAACAGAGAAUCAGUUUAAACCAGAAGGAAUUCUGAAUGCUUUGAUGUUGACACCGCCUUACCCAACAUUUGACUGGGACAAAAAGACGCAAGAUGCUGUGAUAGCCUCAUUCUUCUGGGGCUACAUGUUGUUGCAGAUCCCUGGUGGCCAACUGGCUCACAGAUUUGGAGCCAGGUAUCUAUUGACUGGAGCCAUGAUGAUUAACUGUGUGGUUUCCAUACUUCUUCCUCUGGCUGCUUAUUAUGGUGGUUGGAUAAGUACAGCCGUAUGUAGAGUACUCCAAGGUCUAAGUCAAGCAUGUAUUGUACCAGGCCUUCAUACAUCUCUAGGAAAAUGGGCGCCUCUUCAGGAGAGGGGGAGAAUUGCUGCGUUCGUUUACGGAGGUCAGGCGUUAGGCACAGUUUUUGGACUACCAAUGACCGGCUUUAUAUCUUCAUCUAGUCUAGGCUGGCCUGGCAUAUUCAGGUUCUAUGGAAUACUCUCAGGAAUUAUUGGUGCCCUCCUUUUUUGGCUAGCCGCUGAUACCCCAGCCAAACAUAAGAAAAUAUCUGAAGCUGAAAGAAAAUAUAUUGAAGACGAAUUAGGAACUAGAGAUGUAGCCAAAAAAAUGCCAGUGCCAUGGACGAAAAUUCUCAGUCACAAAGGAGUUUAUGCCAUCAUCAUUGCCCACGUUGGAACAACGUGGGGACAGCUGGUACUUUACUCAGAAGUUCCAGCUUAUUUAGAUAAAAUUAUGGGAGUCAAUAUAAAAGCGAAUGGCUUGUUAACCGCUUUGCCGUUCUUGGUGAUGUGGUUCACCAACUUUUUCUUCAGCUGGAUGACUGAUAUGUUGAUUGUCAAGAACAUUCUCAGUCCUACAAACACUAGGAAGUUUGCUAAUUCUUUAGGCAAUGUCCCAGCGGCCAUUGGACUAAUAGCGCUAGCGUAUGCACCUAAAAAUAUGUUUGUUGUGGAAGCCAUACUAGUAUUUACAUGUGCUUUCAAAAUUUCAGCUCAUCUAGGCUUUCAGAUUAACCAUAUCGAUAUAUCGCCCAACUUCGCCGGCACUAUGAUGAGUCUCAGUAACUUUACCUCUAACAUUGGAGCAUCCAUCGCUCCUCUUAUUACUGGAUUCAUACUUACAGAUGUCAAUGACGUUUACCUGUGGCGGCAGGUAUUCUUCGUGGCAGCCGGUAUAUACCUAGUGACUAAUCUCAUUUACGUGAUCUUUGCUACUGCUGAGAAGGCAGAGUGGAACGAGCCCGUCGGAACACAACUCGACGAGGAGGAAGGACAUCCGAUGAUGGAGAAACCCAAGUUACAAAAUUCUUAGUACAUAACAGGACAAGUGAAGAAGAUGCAGUAGUAGAGUAUAGAAUACUUAAUUUUUAGGUAUUUAUAGUAAUGAAGAUUGAGAUUAAGUUUUGGGAUUACGAUUUAAUUUCACCUAAUUUCUCCAUUAUUAUCCAUACUUGUUGAUGAAUGACCAAUUAUAAUAUUAAAUAGCUGAUCAAUCAAUGUUUUGAUAUCAAACAGAAAAUAACAAGAUUCGACUUUGGAAAAAUACUCGGUCGAAAAUGUUCUGUUUAAACAGUGACGUCACAGCGCGAGCGCCCGGAAGACAUGAUUAACGAAUGUUCCCGUGGCUUCGAGAAUGAAUUGCUUUCCCCGAGAUUUCAUUUCAUGUUUAACGUUCCAAACUGCAGACACUUUUAAAUGCAACCCAUUUAUUUUAAUGGUGGCCGUCAGAAUGAGAUAUUUAGU